UUUUUAUUUUUUUCUUUUUGAAUCGGCGUAGUGAGGUGAUAAAAGCACGUCGAUUAAAGUGACAUCUUCAGAUCAUAAUUGGAAUCAGUGAAAAUGUGUCGCUCUAUUGUGUUUGUUUUCUUUUUGACAAUACAUUUGGGAUACUGUUUUGUAAAUUUGGCCGACGUAGAAUGUGGCCUGGACAUCGCUCGCCGCGGCCGCAUCGUGGGGGGCGAAGACAGCCUCCCUGCGGAAUUCCCCUGGGCUGCCAGUUUAUGGAGACAAGGGACUCAUCAGUGCGGAGCCACGGUACUGAGUGACAGGUGGCUGCUAACCGCUGGGCAUUGCAUUUGUAGUGUCUUCGAUGAGUUUUACAAGUCAAAACAAUUGACUGUCGUCGUUGGGUAUACCGAUAUAACCUCAAGCAAAGACGGGACUGAAGCCCUUUCGCAAAUCAUCCCCCACCCUGAAUACAGAUGCAACAGAAAAGCCAACGAUGUCGCUCUCCUAAAGACUGUACGACAGCUCAAGUGGACCGAAGACUUGAGACCUGCUUGCCUCCCUCAACCCAAAGCUGACGACUUCAGUGGGACCACUGCCACUGUGGCUGGAUGGGGCUUCACUAAUGAAGAUAGAGCUAUAGGAUCCAGGCCCAACGUCCUCCAGAAGACGAGUGUGGUGGUGGUAACAAACGACGAGUGCAACCAAUGGUACCAGUCCCAAGGGAGCAAGGUCAAGAUCAUACCCACGCAGAUGUGCGCUGGACACGAGCAGGGAGGCAGGGACUCUUGCUGGGCUGACAGCGGCGGUCCCCUCAUGAUCCGCGAAGACAAACGCCACGCGAUGGUAGUGGGUGUGGUAUCGACAGGCAGUGGCUGCGCGCGCGCAAAGAUGCCAGGAGUGUACACCAGGGUAUCCAGGUAUACGGAGUGGAUAGUCCAGAGCAUUGGCCAGGACAACGCGAGAGGACUGAGGUGGUAUCCCAGGAGUAGGGUGUAAUCAUUGAAAAUCAAAAUGGAAGUUGUCCACCUACGUCAUGAUAGCUAACAUAACUAACAUCACUUACUAGUGAAAAUGAAAAUAAAGAUACAACAAAGCAAAAAGAUGCCGGGACUCGGUAUGCACGCAGCUAUCCAGGUAUACGGAAUGGAUAUUCCAGAGCAUUGGCGAGGACAACGCUAGAGGGCUGAGGU
Messenger RNA from Ostrinia nubilalis (European corn borer), 1172 nucleotides. Its product is annotated as transmembrane protease serine 9-like. Gene Ontology annotation, biological process: proteolysis. The transcript is spliced from 6 exons. Bases 94 to 978 code for a protein of 294 amino acids. NCBI's taxonomy places the organism in Eukaryota, Metazoa, Arthropoda, Insecta, Lepidoptera, Crambidae. The record is from RefSeq and is a predicted model, not a curated record. Gene Ontology annotation, molecular function: serine-type endopeptidase activity.